Messenger RNA from Elaeis guineensis (African oil palm), 659 nucleotides. NCBI's taxonomy places the organism in Eukaryota, Viridiplantae, Streptophyta, Magnoliopsida, Arecales, Arecaceae. The record is from RefSeq and is a predicted model, not a curated record.
AGGAGAAGGAAUAUAGUUUGGAGGAGCUUCAGCGAAUGUUGGCCGACAUGGCACAAGAUUUUGCCUCACCGCCACCGCCACCGCCACCGCCGUCUUGUUGGUUCGACGGCGGAGGAGCCUCGAGAAGUUCGAAGAGGUUCCGGGAAGACACGGAUCCGAUGGCCACGAGGAAAUCUCGCGUGCACGUGUCAGGCGUGGAGGUGUUCGGGAGCACCAGCUACUGCUGAGCACCCCCUUUGUGUUCAUCCACCUAGUGCCAAGAAAUGGAGUCUCUUUGGAUGGAGACCAUACGGUUUUGAGACUUUGUUGGAAGGAUGAAUUCUUGGUACAGAUGGAGAGAGUUUGAGGAGUUUCAGGCUUCUUUAAGCCUUGGUUUCAUAUGCUCUUUUGUGUUUGAUUGGAUUGCUUCAUUACUUGUAUGGUUGGUUGAUUGGUGGCCUUGGGUGUAUUGCACGAAGCGACAAUCUCUCGCAAAUUGAUUGCAAGUGUUCGACGGCUAGGUCUAGGGUUGACCUUGGUCGUCUUCUUCUUGCUAUUUGUACAUAUGUUGGACUGUCAGGUUCAACGAUCAUGUUUUGUCUAGGUUCUCACCAUGCGUGAGAGAAUAAUGUGGAAGACAGCUUAUUUAUCUUGAACUUAUACAUUGCUAACAUUACCUA